Messenger RNA from Cucurbita maxima (winter squash), 1264 nucleotides. Its product is annotated as transcription factor bHLH147-like. Gene Ontology annotation, molecular function: protein dimerization activity. The coding region runs from base 450 to 1097 and encodes 215 amino acids. NCBI's taxonomy places the organism in Eukaryota, Viridiplantae, Streptophyta, Magnoliopsida, Cucurbitales, Cucurbitaceae. Gene Ontology annotation, biological process: regulation of DNA-templated transcription. The transcript is spliced from 3 exons. The record is from RefSeq and is a predicted model, not a curated record.
UGUUGUCUCUAUCCCUGGUGGUUAUCCACUUACACGUAGGUGCUGCUCGUAUUUCAACGAAUUAUCGUUGAUUUGAUGUGAAUGGAAUGGACCAACGUGGGUUCCUCUAAUGGGAGAUUUUCUCAGGCAAACUUGUUCUCAGGUCAUGAAUUCGGUUGUUUUGGAUUCCAAAUCUAUGAAGCUUCUGGAUGUGUUGAUGGAGAUCCUCUCAAAUGAAUCCUCUGCCAGAAGGGAAAUUCAGCUGCUGUGGUAGUGUUUCACCCAAGGGAGGCAGUCUCUCUGGCACCUCAUGAUGCCUCUUCAUCUUUUUAGGGAGGAGUUGAGUUGAUCUGGGAGGUCAGGAAGGUAGUGGCGUACAGGAUUCGGUGUGGAAUCAUUUUUGAAGAAAGAGCUUGGUAGUUGCGGCAGUGAGACAAUAUCUUGAAUUUUGGAUCGGUGUGUGGUUUUUAAUGGCGUCGUCUCUGUUUCUGAAUCCUGUGGCGAGUUCUGAGCGAUCGCGUGAUUCGUCCAGAAAGAAAAAGAAGAAGAAAGCGGCGAGGGAGGACGGUCGUCAAGAUCAGAAUCACUUGAAGUGGAAAUCACAAGCGCAGCAUCAAGUUUACUCGUCGAAGCUGUUGCGCGCCUUGAGUCAGGUCAGGAUCAGUCCUCCUUAUUCCCCAUCGGCGCCGAACGAGAUGCCACGGCGUGGCCAAGCCGUUCGGGAGGCGGCGGAUACGGUUCUGGCGAUGACGGCGAAAGGAAGAAGUAGGUGGAGCAGAGCAAUCUUGACGAACCGUCUGAAGCUCAAGUUUCGAAAGCACAAUCGACAGAAGGCGAGUGUGAGUGGAAGCAGCCGAACGAAGAAGCCGAGAGUUAGCGUUUUGCGGUUGAAAGGGAAGGGAUUACCUACUGUACAGAGAAAAGUCCGGCUUCUCGGCCGGCUGGUUCCCGGCUGCCGGAAGCAACCACUGCCGGUGAUUCUGGAUGAAGCAACUGAUUACAUACCCGCACUGGAGAUGCAGAUCCGAGUCAUGAGCGCCAUAUUCAACUUGGUUUCAAGCUCUUCUUCGUCUUCUUCUGGUAUGGAUUCUUCCAUCUCCCAACCUUCUUCUACCUGAUUACCACACACUCACCGGCUGCAGUUUUCUCUUCCCAGAAAACAAUUGAAAAUAAAAGGAAAAAAAACAAAAAACCAGAAAAAAAAAAUUCCCUUCCUCUCCUGCUUCUCUUCUGCAUGUAAUUUCGUGUCAAUAUAUGAAUAUAUAUCGAGUUCUUGCAUUUUCUG